GAAUGUGCUAAUCCCUGUGCCAAACUUGGGAUGCAAUGGUGGGCAAGACAGAUCCUGUCCUGCCCUUCAUGGGGCUUCCUGUCUAGUGAGGAGAGAGACAUCAACGACCUUACAACAUCUGCACACAAAACGGUAGCAGUGAUAACUACUGGAAAAUAAGGAGAGGUGCAGGGUACUUUCAGGGCCUUUCACAGGGAACUGUCCUCAACCGGGGGUCAGGGAAGACUUCCUUAUGGAAGUGAGAGGGAACGAGUGGGAAAGAAAGAAGGCAUUCCAGGUGCGGCCCAGAGGCACAAGUGAGCUCGGUGGAGUGAAUUGGGCAGGUGAGGGGGCAGGCCUGGCAGGGAGGAGGCUGCUUGCUGGAGAGAACAGGGCCUGUGACCAGAUUUGCUGUGGGGUUGUGUUUGGGAGGCUCAGGAGUUUGGGGAGCAGUGAAGUGCUGGAAGCAGAGAGGUGAUGUGUUCCUGCAGGUUGAUUAGGAAGUUCCCUGGGUGCAGCAGGAGCUGGACAGGAAGCGGCUGUCAGUGGGGAGACUGGAUGGGUGCAGUGUUCGGGGCGGGGGGUGCAGCUGAGGCUGUGGCCAGGACAGAGGUUGUAGACACCCUUGGGACAGGGCCUGAGGCCCCCAGCAGGUUUUGCCACAGCCCUUAGCCCUGCCCUUCCUCUCUAGUGCUCACUCUUGCUCCCUGUGGAGCAGGUGAUUCCCAUCCUUGACCCCUGACUUCCAGUCUCAGCUCAGCCCCUUCUAGUCCCCGUCAGCAAGCACAAUGGGAAGAGUGGUCUCAGCAGUGUCUCCAGUCCCUCCUGGCUUCAAGGUUCUAUGGUUCUGUGAUUUCUGUGGUUCCAUUCUCUCCCCGUCUCUUUCCUUUUGUGUAUAUAAUUAUUUCCCUGCACUCCAAGACAAUCCCAAAUUACAUGUAGGCAAAAUGAUUAUUAAAUCUCAGAGAGAAAUCAUAGAUUUCAAGACAGCCAAAGCAGAGAGGUAGGUAGCCUGGGGCCUACCCUAUUCCUGCCCUCCUAACUGGCCCCAUGAAAUGAGGCACCAGGGACGGGCAGCAGGGUUUGUGGACUGACCCGGGCCCUGCAUACAAUCUGGGUCCCCAGGCCUGGAUGCAGAGCCCAGAUUCUUAAGUGCUUGGCUGUGCAGACUCUGCAGUUUAAAGCACAUUCCUAUCUGUUGAAUCCCCAACGUUUGGCAAGUAGAGGUGUGUCCUCCUAUUUUACAGGGGAGGAAAUGAGACAUGGAGAGGGAAAUCACCUGCCUCUCAAGUCUCUUAGCCAAGAUGGGGCAGACUUGGGACUUGAGUCCAGACCUCCCUCCCUUCCUUCCCUCCACUCUCCCAGGAUGGAAACAGAGAGGGGCAUUCUAAUGGAGAAGGGGAAGGGCCUGAACGUGAAGGCCUCCUGAGCAGGUGGCCGGCAAGGGCUUCUUGGGCGGGAAGAGUGUCCAGGCCUGAGGCUCUAGGGCUCCUGCCCCGUGGACCCUGCAUCUUCCUCACAGGGGAUUAGGAGCCCAGCUUCGGGGCCUGGCCUGGCUACAGGCAACCCUGUGAGUUCACAGCCGAGUCAUGUAACUCCAGAUUCCUACCAUCAUCCUCCCACCCUCAGACAGCAGCAGACUCUCGGCAGCGGAGUCUAAUUAGAGCGUGUGGUUGUCCCAGGGGCACAGGGCCUCUCCCCAGGGCGGCUAUGCCCUGGGGAGCUAUUUUUCACCAGCUUAAAUCCCCAGUCCCCUAGGCCAGUGGUCCUCAAAGUCUGUUCCUGGUACCAACAGCGGCAGCAGCAGCAUCACCUGGAAGCUUGUUAGACAUGCACCUCUUGAGCCCCACUGGGACCUACUGAAUCGGAAACUCUGGGGAGUUGAUGCGCACCUGGGUUUGAGAGCCCCUACUCUAGGCCAGGGCUCCCACCAGCUCUCAGGAAGCUCUGGUGAGGUUGGCAGGCCUGAGAUUAUCAUACCCACUUGGUGGUGGUGAGCCAGAUCGAUAAGCUAACCUCGGACUUUGACUUCGAACUGGAGCCAGAUGACUGGACCACAGCCACCGUGAGCAGCACCUCCAGCAGUGACAAGGUGGGCGUGGGCGGCCCCUUUGACCUGGGCCACCUGGACUUUAUGACAGCUGACAUCCUCUCGGAUAGCUGGGAGUUCUGCUCCUUCCUGGACAUCUCCACCCCCUCAGACUCCGUGGACGGCCCCGAGUCGACCCGGCCAGGGGCUGGCCCUGACUACCGGCUCAUGAAUGGCAGCGUGCCCAUCCCCAACGGGCCCCGGGUGGAGACCCCGGACUCCUCCAGCGAGGAGGCCUUCAGCGCUGGCCCUGUGAAGGGCCAGCUGCCCCAGCGGACCCCGGGCACACGGGAGAGGGUGCGAUUCAGCGACAAAGUGCUCUACCAUGCUCUAUGCUGUGACGACGAGGAGGGGGAUGGCGAGGAGGAGGUGGGCCUGUCCCCGGAGCCUCCCCACACAGAGGCCCACGCGGGCCCCCUCAAGCCCUCCCCGGCUCCCUACAAGCCGAGGCGCUCUCCACUGACUGGCCGCCGCUCAGACCCCACCUUGGCCCCCGAGCAGACCCGAAGGGUCACAAGAAACAGCAGCACCCAAACGGUGUCAGACAAGAGCACUCAGACGGUGCUGCCCUACAUGGCCACCAGACAGAAAGCCAAGGGGAAAAACUAGGGGCCGGGGAGGGAGCCGGGGAGCGGUGGGCACAUAGAGCUAUAAAUAUAUAUAUAUUUAAACAAACGCAGUCAUAAUAAAAUUUUAAAAUGCUAAG
This is a messenger RNA of Aethalodelphis obliquidens (Pacific white-sided dolphin), 2774 nucleotides long. It is a transcript of the gene INSYN1, whose product is annotated as inhibitory synaptic factor 1. Lineage: Eukaryota; Metazoa; Chordata; Mammalia; Artiodactyla; Delphinidae. The transcript has 3 exons. The record is from RefSeq and is a predicted model, not a curated record. Gene Ontology annotation, biological process: inhibitory postsynaptic potential. The coding region runs from base 2114 to 2677 and encodes 187 amino acids. Gene Ontology annotation, cellular component: postsynaptic density.